AUGAUGGCUGAGGAGCUGAAGAAGGAGCAGGACACCAGUUCUCACCUGGAGAGGAUGAAGAAGAACCUGGAGGUCACAGUCAAGGACCUGCAGCACCGUCUGGAUGAGGCUGAGAAUCUGGCCAUGAAGGGAGGCAAGAAGCAGCUCCAGAAACUGGAGUCCAGGGUACGUGAGCUGGAGGCUGAGGUGGAGUCCGAGCAGAGAAGAGGUGUAGACGCAGUUAAGGGAGUUCGCAAGUACGAGCGCAGAGUCAAGGAGCUCACAUACCAAACUGAGGAGGACAAUAAGAAUAUUAUCAGACUUCAGGAUCUAGUAGAAAAGCUGCAGCUUAAAGUGAAGGCCUACAAGAGGCAGGCUGAGGAAGCGGAGGAACAAGCCAACCAGCACAUGUCUAAGUUCCGUAAGGUUCAGCAUGAGCUGGAGGAGGCUGAAGAACGCGCUGACAUUGCAGAGUCCCAGGUCAACAAGCUCAGAGUCAAGAGCCGUGACUCUGGAAAGGCCAAAGAAGAGUAA
Messenger RNA from Oncorhynchus masou masou (cherry salmon), 513 nucleotides. RefSeq names its product myosin-7-like. The record is from RefSeq and is a predicted model, not a curated record. Bases 1 to 513 code for a protein of 170 amino acids. Gene Ontology annotation, cellular component: myosin complex; bicellular tight junction. The transcript has 5 exons. Lineage: Eukaryota; Metazoa; Chordata; Actinopteri; Salmoniformes; Salmonidae.